CCUUCCAGGCUCCACCCUUUGCGGAGAUUAUAAAUAGCAUGCUCCCAGCCACAGCCAGAGAUGCCGUAAUGGUGAGAGUGAGUUUCAGAACCUUUCUGAGGACCUGAAGAAAACUUGCUGCUAGGAAGGACAUUUUGAAGGUUUUGUUGGCUGGAAGAGGUGUCUCUGGGAUCCCAUUCCUAGAUCUUUCCUGACGAUUUGAAAAGUAGAUCAGGACCAUGGGGACACAGAAGAUCACCCCACCGCUGAUCUUCGCCAUCACAGUUGCUACAAUCGGCUCUUUCCAGUUCGGCUACAACACUGGAGUCAUCAAUGCUCCCGAGACGAUCAUAAAGAGCUAUCUCAAUCACACUCUGGAAGACAAGUCCAAACAAUCUCCCUCCAGUGUGCUACUCACCUCCCUCUGGUCCCUGUGCGUGGCCAUCUUCUCCGUGGGUGGUAUGAUCGGCUCCUUUUCCGUUGGACUCUUCGUCAACCGCUUUGGCAGGCGUAACUCCAUGCUGAUCGUCAACCUCUUGGCUAUCGCUGGCGGCUGCCUUAUGGGAUUCUGUAAAAUAGCUAGGUCGGUUGAAAUGCUGAUCCUGGGCCGCUUGAUUAUUGGCCUCUUCUGUGGACUCUGCACAGGUUUUGUGCCCAUGUACAUCGGCGAGAUCUCUCCUACUGCCCUGCGGGGAGCCUUUGGCACGUUCAACCAGCUGGGCAUCGUCGUGGGGAUUCUGGUGGCCCAGAUCUUUGGUCUGGAAGUCAUCCUGGGGUCGGAAGCACUAUGGCCCGUGCUGUUGGGUUUUACCAUCCUUCCUGCUAUCCUACAAAGCGCAGCCCUUCCAUUUUGCCCCGAAAGUCCUAGAUUCUUGCUCAUUAACAGAAAUGAAGAGGAAAGUGCUAAGCAGAUCCUUCAGCGCUUGUGGGGCACCCAGGAUGUGUCCCAGGACAUCCAGGAGAUGAAAGAUGAGAGUGCCAGGAUGGCCCAAGAGAAGAAAGUCACUGUUCUGGAGCUCUUUAGAGCACGCAGCUACCGACAGCCCAUUAUCAUCUCCAUUGUGCUCCAGCUCUCCCAGCAGCUCUCUGGAAUCAAUGCUGUAUUCUAUUACUCAACAGGAAUCUUCAAGGAAGCUGGCGUUGGGGAACCAAUCUAUGCCACCAUCGGCGCGGGUGUGGUUAACACCAUCUUCACCGUAGUUUCUCUGUUUCUGGUGGAAAGGGCUGGAAGGAGGACACUCCAUAUGAUAGGCCUUGGAGGAAUGGCUUUUUGUUCCCUCCUCAUGACCAUUUCUCUGCUAUUAAAGGACAAGUAUGGUUGGAUGAGCUUUGUCUGUAUCGUGGCUAUCUUGAUCUUUGUGGCCUUCUUUGAAGUUGGACCAGGCCCCAUUCCCUGGUUUAUUGUGGCGGAACUCUUCAGCCAGGGACCCCGUCCAGCCGCAGUGGCUGUGGCUGGCUGCUCCAACUGGACCUCCAACUUCCUGGUUGGGUUGCUCUUCCCCUCUGCUGCCUACUACUUAGGAGCCUACGUUUUUAUCGUCUUCACCGCCUUCCUGGUUACCUUCUUGAUCUUCACCUUCUUCAAAGUCCCUGAGACCCGUGGCAGGACUUUUGAGGAGAUCACCCGGGCCUUUGAAGGGCAGACACAGGAGGCCGCCAGAUCCGCGAAGGACCCCAUCAUGGAGAUGAACAGGGUCCAGCCUGAGAAGGAGUCCACCACCAACGUCUAAGCCCUCCCUCCUUCCACCUCCUCUCGACCUGGGAGAGCAGCCUC
This is a messenger RNA of Carlito syrichta (Philippine tarsier), 1753 nucleotides long. It is a transcript of the gene SLC2A3, whose product is annotated as solute carrier family 2 member 3. Gene Ontology annotation, cellular component: membrane. The record is from RefSeq and is a predicted model, not a curated record. Bases 219 to 1709 code for a protein of 496 amino acids. The transcript has 10 exons. Lineage: Eukaryota; Metazoa; Chordata; Mammalia; Primates; Tarsiidae. Gene Ontology annotation, biological process: D-glucose transmembrane transport.